Gopherus flavomarginatus (Mexican gopher tortoise) is the source of this 6336-nucleotide messenger RNA. RefSeq names its product mitotic deacetylase associated SANT domain protein (gene MIDEAS). The coding region runs from base 1045 to 4365 and encodes 1106 amino acids. Gene Ontology annotation, cellular component: transcription regulator complex; histone deacetylase complex. NCBI's taxonomy places the organism in Eukaryota, Metazoa, Chordata, Testudines, Testudinidae. Gene Ontology annotation, molecular function: transcription corepressor activity. Gene Ontology annotation, biological process: negative regulation of DNA-templated transcription; regulation of transcription by RNA polymerase II. The record is from RefSeq and is a predicted model, not a curated record. The transcript has 14 exons.
GAGAGAUGGCUCCUGACUUAGGCAGUUGUGCUGAUGAAGUGGAAGAGCUGGUUUCAGUUCUCCAUAGUGCAUGUGUGUUUAGGAGGCGGGUGCUUCUUGUUUCCUUGCCUGGGAGUUGUGCAAUCCUUUAGGUCGGAGAAAGCGCCCUCCCUCGCUGCUGCUGCCACCGCCUUGUUGGUUUUUUUUAAAGCUGUGAGCUCAGCCGAUGAGUCAGAACCAUGCAAUCCUGACACUGCAUCGUGGGACUGGAGGUGAGAGAGAAUCAAAAACAGGAGCUGUAGAUUUCAGCCAAGUACAGUGCAGGACUUCGCUUUGCUUGUGCACAGAAGGGGAGCUGAGUAGUGACCACUUCGUGGGAUAUUCUUGAUUGCAAGAGAACUUCCUGCUUCUUUCCUAGGAGCCCUGAGGAGCGGAUCUGGAAAACACUUUUUUGUCGUCUCCUGGGAAGUGAAGCAAAAAGAGAGAGAGGAAUCGCCCCGUUACAUAAUUCUGACAGUGUCUGUCUCAUAUUAGGACGAGGUCUCAAACGACUUCUAAGUUUGGAAUGAAUUAGUCCAAAGGAAGAAAAUAUUCUUUCUACACUGGCAGAAGAAGCUACUGCUGUUAAAAGUGAGAUUAUCACUUCAACAGUCUCUGAAUCCAAGUGCUUAAGUGACUUCCACAAGUUCACUCGUUUGAGUUUCUUUAAAAAAUUAUCAUCAAACAUAUAUUUCUUGAAUGGUUCAUCCUUAGCUCUGAAGUUUUUUAUAGUUGGCAUUAUGGAGGGAUGAUGGCUAUGACAUGGACAUCCAGCAAACUCCUCUUCUUCAGCAGUUAAGGCAUUGUGAUCGAGUGGACUCCAGCAUCCUCUGAACUGCAGAGGAGAAGAGCAGAAAGAAGAAAGGGAAAGGUGCACAGAGGAAAAGGAGUUGGAGACACUUACAUCUGGACUUGUACAAAAUUGGAACUGGAUGGGAAAGUGAACCGUUUGGUGUCUUUUCUUCCCCCAGUCUUUGAGAUGGAUGGGUUGUAAAUCUGUGUGUAUAACUGGGAAUAGACUGAACCAUGAAUCUUCAGGCUCAACAAAAGUCUUCAAACAAGAGGGCUGGGAAACGGAUUGCAUAUUUUAAUGAGCAGGAUGUGGCUGUGCCAUCGAAAGAACUGCAACAGCAGCUGAAGGAAGGACAGUACUAUGGACAUGGAGGGGAAAUACCUUCUUCACAAACUAUGGAGCUUUCUAAAGCAGGGGGUUUAACUGGUGCUCCCAACAAUGUUGCCUUGAUGAACUCUGUUGUUUAUACUCAAGAUAGGGGGGAUUCCAUGAUGAUGUCUCAGCAGCUGGCUGCUGUCAAAUGGCAGAACUCAUUGAUGGGGAGCAGGUUGCCUGAGAGGAUUGAUUCCAGUUGGCAGCCUUCGCCUGUGGCAUGGAACCACAGUGUGGUCUAUGGGGGCAAUCAGAAAGGGGUCCACCACAAUGCCAGUUCCCCAGGUUUCUAUGGGCAUCCUGAAGCUCUGAAAAGAAGCCAGGAAAAAGAAAUGGAGGUGCCGCAGCUAGAAAUAUAUGGAGAUGCUGCUGUUCAGCAGAUGAUGGCCCAGAAGGCUCAGCUGGAACAACAAGCACUGAUGAGACAGCAAGCUCAAAUGAAUUCAUAUCACCAGAUGCAGAAGCAGCAACAGCAGAAUCAGACUCUACCUUUACAGCCUUUCCAGCUUGCAUUCGGUCACCAAGGCCAGAAGCAAGGUCUUCCUGAAUUGUUACAUGUCUUUCAACAAGCCCCAGCUUCCUCCAAUCCAGUCUUUACUACUCAGCAGAAACAACAGUCUCUUCCUCAGCUGCAACUGUUUGAAAACUUCUACCCACAACAGCAGCAACAGGCCACCACGCAAGCCUUCAACCUCCAGCAAGCUGCUUCUAUAGCACAGCCCCAUGUGGCAGCAACAGCACCCCAGCAUCAUAUGAUGGCCCACCAGUACCAGCAACCGGAGAGGAACCUGGAACUCUUGAAAGCCCUAACAGAGCAAAACCAACAGACUGUGCUACCUCAGACCCAGAUACCCUUUCCAAGGAGAUCAAGGAGACUCUCCAAGGAAGGUAUUUUGCCAUCCUCCUCUUCAGGAGAAAUAAUGGCUUCUAAACCAGUAGAGGAACAAGCUAGCAAUCUGUUCCUGCAUCACUGGCAACCACAGCAGCAAGGACUGCCGUUUCAGCAUGAGACUGAAGCUCUGAGCCACAACAAGGGUAGCUAUCCACAGCCCACGAGAACACCCCUGGGACAAAAGGAGACCCUGAGUAGUAAUGAGUUGAACCAGCCUGACACAGAGAGGCCGGCCACAUCCUAUAAUAGCAGAGAUGAGGAGAAGCAAGUGGCAAUGACCGAAGAAAGCACUCGGAGAAAUAAUGACUUUGUGGGGGUGAGAGGUGGUGUGAUCCAGAGCACCCGAAGAAAACGGUGUAUUUCUCAAGAGGCCAACCUGCUAACUCUGGCACAAAAGGCUGUUGAGCUGGCUUCUCUUCAAAAUGACAAAGAAUUGGAUACUUCAAAAGAGAAGAAGAAUGUGGUGGCUGCAGCACCUGCAGCAGCCAAAAGUGUUUUGGAAUUUGCCAGUUCUCCACAAGCCUCCAAGAGACCCCGGGAAGAUAGCAGCCUUGUUCCUCUAAUCAUGCCUGUGUCUGUGCCAGUGAGGAAAUUCGACUUGCAAGCUAUUGGGAAGGAAAAGGGUGAGGAAGGGAAACUCCAGAGGGUGCUGGCAAAUGAUCGAGGUCUUUCUGAACGCAAGCCCUCUGUGAUAGUCACCAGAAGAAGAUCCAAUCGCAGCUCCAACAUGGAAACCUUAGUCCAGCAUGAAGAUGCUGUUCCAAAGGAGGAAUCCGAGGGCUUUUCCCGGAAACCAAAGCAGCGCCCAAGACCUGAACCACUCUUCAUACCACCGAAAGCAGGCACCUUCAUUGUCCCUCCAGUCUAUUCCAACAUCACUCCAUAUCAGAGCCACUUACGCUCACCUGUGCGCCUUGCAGAUCACCCUUCAGAUAGGAACUUUGAGCUACCUCCUUACACACCUCCACCAAUUCUCAGCCCAGUGAGAGAAGGGUCUGGGCUGUAUUUCAAUGCUAUUCUCUCUGCUAGUGGUCACUCAAUUCCACCUCCGAUGACCCCUAAAAGUACUCACAGAACUCUGCUGAGAUCUAAUAGUUCAGAAGUCACCCCUCCCAUCCUUGCAGUAAUGGGGGAGGCCACCCCAGUCAGCAUUGAACCGCGAAUCAAUGUGGGAUCCCGGUUUCAAGCGGAAAUCCCUGUGCUCCAAGACAGAUCUUUGGCAUCAGCUGACAAGCACAAGGCAGACAUGGUAUGGCAGCCAUGGGGGGACCUGGAAAUCAACAAAGCUACUCAAGAGAAUGUGGAAAAUCUGCUAACUGCUGCCUGUUCAAGUAUUUUUCCUGGGGCUGGUACCAAUCAGGAGCUGGCGCUGCACGUCUUGCAUGAAGCAAAGGGAAACAUUCUGGCUACUUUGACCAAAUUGCUGCUGAAGAGGCCAAUGCGAUUGCCACACCACCCGCUGGCAGACUAUCACUACACAGGAUCAGACAGGUGGAAAGUUGAUGAGAAGAAACUUUUCAACAAAGGCAUUGCAAUCUACAAGAAAGACUUUUUCCUGGUCCAGAAACUUAUAAAAACCAAGACGGUGGCCCAGUGUGUAGAGUUUUACUACACAUACAAAAAACAAGUGAAAAUUGGUCGGAAUGGCACCUUAAUUUUUGGGGACAUGGAUGCCACUAAUGAGAAGUCUAUGAAGGAUGAAGCUGAGGUUGAUAUCAAGAGUUCCCAUAGGUUUGCACGUGUUCUUCCUCCCAGAAAGGAGAAUUACAGUGAAGAACAUACGCACGUGGAGGAGGUGGCUGAGAAGGAGGAAGGGUUGGAUGACAGGAAGAGCACAGUGCCUCCCAAGGCCACGCAGACACUACAAGCCAAUGAAGUGGUCAAUGAGGUCCUUGUUUCAAGAACCGAGGAGUCUAAUGCCCCAGGGGAAGCCAGCAGUAGGACUGUAAGGAAGCCUAAGGAAGCAGUGAAGCCUCAAAAGCCACCUCCCCCAGUGCAGAGAAGGAGACGGAAACCAAAGCCAAAACCGGACACACCCAGUAAAGCUCAGAACCAAGAGAACACGUUUCCAUGUAAAAAAUGUGGCAGGGUCUUCUACAAGGUGAAAAGCCGCAGUGCUCACAUGAAGAGCCACGCGGAACAGGAGAAGAAGGCAGCAGCAUUGAAACAGCGAGAGAAAGAGGAGGCGGCGGCGGCGGCAGCAGCGCAGCGGGAGGAGAGCAGUGACGAGGGGAGCAGCAGCAGUGACAGCAGUGGCAGUGGCUGCUCGGAUGAGGAUGGGGAGAUUUAGCCGUAGCCCAGGGAAAGUCGAGGGAGUAGCAAGGCUGGACCCCACCUCUCUCUCGGUGUGUUUGCCUCCAUUCCUGCACUUUCCUUAUCUGGACUGAGUUAUACUAGGCUUCUGUCCAUUGCUACCAUUUCCUCAUCCCACAUUCUGCACCUCACCCUGCCAGUAUAGACUGAGCCAAAUCAGUGGAUAAAGAGAUUUGUGUGAACUUGGAUAUUCUUUUUUACAAAUCAGAUUUCUAUUUUAUUUAUAAAGGCACCUGAGGUACGUAAUAGAACAAUGUCAUCAGGAGUGGAAUUCAGUUCUCCUGUGGAUCAGUCAGGGCUUUCUCCUUAUGCUUGCCAAGAAUCAUGGCAAUGAGACUCUUGAGUAUAAAGGCUUCCAGACCUGAGCAAGAAAAAGAUGCUCUGCCCUGAUACUGUCUGCAUCUAGUUACUGUGAUACCAGUGUUUUGUAGUGAUUUCCUUCCAUAGAAAAUUGCCUGUCACUGCCCUUCCCGUCUUCCUCUCCAAGUGCUAUCUAGGCUCUUAGCAAGUUCUGUGGAAUAUGAGACAUAGCCUUGAUCACUGUAUGACAGAAGUGUGAGGGGGAGGAGUGAAGAACAAUCCACCCCAGCCCUCUCCUCUGAGAAGAGAUUUCUAUUUUCCUGUAGCAAGGGGGAAUGCCUGAUAUUUCCUGUGCCAUUAAGAGCUCAGCAGAGGACAUAUAGCAUCCUGUGAGAUAAGAGUAGCCACAAACCUAAAAGAUCUGGCCACACUGUGUACAGGAAAGGAAGUAGUUAUUGGGUCACUUUUUAGAAGAAUUUGCCUCCUCACAAGUGUGAUUUGAAAGGCCUCUAACGAUCACAUCUGGCUUUAACUCAUUGCAAAAGGGAGCAAGGUUGUUAAUGAGACUUGACCCAAGACACAGCUUUUGCACUGUGCAUACCUCACAGAGAUGGGAAGGGUGGACUUGGUUCUCUUUCCUAGGCUUCUUUACUCCCUUCCACAAAGGGCCAUUAUGCAGGAGGAUGCCCAUUUUCCAUUUACCCAUCCCUUUAAAUGGCCACCUACAAGAGUUGCACUGAAGAAGCUGUGUGUCUUUCCAUUCAUUCCUUCGCAGAUGUGAUUGGACAGCACAGAAUGCUGGGCUAUCCCAUCAUGGCCCCCUUACCAGUGAAAUGUAGACUCUUCAUGCAGAGCUGGCAUUAACAUGGCCCCAUUAGCCAAAAGUCUAGGCAGCUAGGCCUAGUAUUCAAGCAAAGUGUUAAGAGAAAGCAAAAAUAGGUCAGCUGAAUGCUAAAAUUGCACAGAAUUUGUCUGUACGUACAUAUAUAGUGUUCACAUACCUUUAUUGCAUAAAACUAAAGAAUCCAGUGUAGUUGCAGCUGUGUCAGUCCCAGGAUAUUCGACAAGGUGGGUGAGGUUCUAUCUUGUAUUGGACCAACUUCUGUUGGUGAGAGAGAGAAGCUUUCAAACGGGGGUGCAGUAUGCAGUACCAGCAAGAGAUUUUUAUUGGGUAUGAGGUACUGGAAACACUUGGGGCAACACAUCCCCCCAGUGGAUGAAGCUGCACUCUGCUCCUUAAAGGAGCAGAACGCAGCUAGGGAGGACAUUCACUCUUUAUAUGGCUUUAACAGCACAAUACAAAGUUUGUUAGCAUAUAUAUUGUGCUGUUAGAUUGAUCAGGAGUUUUCAAGAGAGGAGGGAUGCAGGGACAAAAGGUGUUUCUGAUUCUGUUGCUCCCCAUUGGCCUGAAUUAUCCAUGACAGCCACACUGCAUCACAUCAAGUCCAAAUCAUUAGAGAAAUGCCUCUGCUUGCACUGACCAGUGGAUGUUUGGAUUCUGAUGUCAGCCCAGUUCUGAAGCCUGAUGGGAAUCGGGUGUUGUCCCCAGUAUACACAGAAUUCCUUUUUGCAGCCAAAUUAGUCUAACAUUCAUUUUGCUAACUGGAACUGGCGCAGCAAAACAAAGAAAACAAAUGCCUUAUUUUCC